AUGGGCUCACGCAAGGAGCAGUCGUUCUACUUUCCGCCGGGGAUGGACCCGGCUAAUGUGCCGCGCGAGAAGACCAAGGGCCGACGGGGCGGGCGUGGGGCGAAGCGGCCCAAGCAGACCAAGGUCCGACUCGCCAUGCCCUUUACGGCGCUCUGUGGCGCGUGCGGCUCGCUCAUCGGCUUUAACAAGCGGUUCAUCGCCCGCAAAGAGACGGUGAUCGGCGAGGACUACCUCGGCGUCCCCGUCCACCGGUUCUAUUGCAAGUGUCCCGAGUGCGCCUCCGAGUUUACCAUCAAGACGGAUCCCAAGACCGCGAGCUACGUCGCCGAGCACCGCGUCAAGCGGCUGCACGAGGCCGCCACCGCCGCCACUGCUGUCAAGCCGCUGCGCGAGAUGGUCGACGAUGACGCCGACGGCGGCGGCGAUGGCGACGGCGGCGGCGAUCCCAUGGCCGCUCUCGAACAGCGCGCCGCAGACACCCGCCGCGAGAUGGAAGACCUCGAGCGACUGGAGGAUCUGCGCGCCAUUAACGCCCAGCUCAACGACGUUGACCCCAUGGCACUCCUUGCCGCACGCGCUGCAGAUGCCGAGGCCCUUGCUGCUGCCGCUGCCUCAGACACACUCGACGAGGCUGACGAGCAGCGGAUGCGCGAGAUCUUUGCCGCCCGCGCCGCGCGGGUCAUCCGCCUCGACGACCGUUCACCUCCUGUCGGCGACGCCGGUGAGCCCAGCCUCGGUCUUGGCCCAGCUGCUACGCCCGAUGCGAACCCUGUUAACGUUCGCACAGCGGUGGGGGGCUCGGCGGUGGGCAAGCGACCGCGGCCGCGAGGCAGCGUCGUGGUGCGUGCGGUGAAGCGGGCAAAGCUCAACCCCAAAGCCACCCCCGCGCCUGUGUCUGCGGCUGCCCCCGCGCCUGCACCGACGCCUGCGCCUGUAUCGUUGCUCGCGGGCUACGGCGAUUCGGACUCGGACUCUAGCUCGUAGCGGCAGCCACGACAGUGUUUAUCCAUCUUGAGCUGCGGCGCCGAGUGCGGCAUGAUAGCCGUCCCUGGGCAGAUGGACUGUGAGAUCAAAGGAGAUGGCCGGCGGAGCGCGGCCGGGUUCGUCGGGUGCAACCUUGCGUGACAUCGAUCGCCAAUCCAGGUAGGCCAUAAAGGCCUCGUCAAAC
Messenger RNA from Thecamonas trahens ATCC 50062, 1168 nucleotides. Its product is annotated as coiled-coil domain-containing protein 94. The record is from RefSeq and is a predicted model, not a curated record. Gene Ontology annotation, biological process: mRNA splicing, via spliceosome. NCBI's taxonomy places the organism in Eukaryota, Apusomonadida, Apusomonadidae. The coding region runs from base 1 to 984 and encodes 327 amino acids. The transcript has a single exon.